AUGCCCCAUCAAUACGGAUUGCCGGGCAUAGCCCAUGCCCAGUCGCCUCCGACGCCGCCGCCCCAGCACGGCGCCAUGUACUCCCGGUUCUCGGGGGCCGUCGUGCCCGGCGGCUACAGGAACGAGGACCGCAGGCUCACCAGGGAGGCCAUGGAGCGCUACCUCAGGGAGAGAUCCGACAUGGUGAUAGUCAUUCUGCACGCCAAAGUGGCGCAGAAGUCCUACGGCAACGAGAAGAGGUUCUUCUGUCCGCCCCCUUGCAUCUACCUGUUCGGCGAGGGCUGGAGGAUGCGGCAGGAGCAGAUGCUGCGCGAGGGCGAGUCCGAACAAGCCUCACAGCUCUGCGCUUUUAUUGGAAUCGGCAACUCGGAUCAAGACAUGCAACAGCUAGAUCUCAACAACGGCAAGCAAUACUGCGCGGCGAAGACCCUGUACAUAUCGGACUCCGACAAGCGCAAGCACUUCAUGUUGUCGGUGAAAAUGUUCUACGGCUCGGGCCACGACAUCGGGGUGUUUCACAGUAAACGGAUCAAAGUGAUAUCGAAACCGUCGAAAAAGAAACAGAGUUUAAAGAACGCCGAUUUGUGUAUAGCUAGUGGUACGAAAGUGGCCCUGUUCAAUAGGUUAAGAUCGCAGACUGUUUCCACUCGGUAUUUGCACGUGGAGAACGGACAUUUCCACGCCAGUUCGACGCAAUGGGGCGCCUUUACGAUACAUCUGCUGGACGACAACGAGUCGGAGAGCGAGGAGUUUCAAGUCAGAGACGGUUAUAUCCAUUACGGGGCGACUGUUAAGCUCGUUUGUUCGGUUACCGGUAUGGCCUUACCUCGAUUAAUCAUACGAAAGGUCGACAAACAACAAGCUCUACUCGAAGCGGACGAUCCGGUAUCGCAGCUGCACAAAUGCGCCUUUUACAUGAAAGACACCGAGCGAAUGUACCUGUGCCUGUCCCAGGAGCGCAUCAUCCAAUUCCAAGCCACGCCUUGCCCGAAGGAGCCCAACAAGGAGAUGAUCAACGACGGAGCUUGCUGGACCAUCAUCUCCACCGACAAGGCGGAAUACCAAUUCUACGAGGGCAUGGGGCCCGUCCGGUCGCCCGUUACCCCCGUCCCCAUCGUCCACAGUUUGCACCUGAACGGCGGCGGCGACGUGGCCAUGCUGGAGCUACAGGGCGACAACUUUUCGCCAUCUUUGCACGUUUGGUUCGGGGACGUCGAGGCCGAAACCAUGUACAGGUGCCAGGAGAGCAUGCUGUGCGUGGUGCCGGACAUCUCCCAGUUCAGGGGCGAAUGGUUGUGGGUGCGCCAGCCCACGCAGGUGCCCGUUUCGCUGGUGAGAAACGACGGCAUCAUCUACGCGACGGGGCUGACGUUCACGUACACCCCGGAGCCGGGGCCGCGGCCGCAUUGCGCCCCCGCCGACGAGAUAAUGAGGCACGGGCACGGUCAGGGCCAGAGGAACGCCGCCGUCGGGCAGGCCCAAUCGCAGCCGGCCAUUACGGAGAAUUGGAACUCGCACGGGAUGCAUUGA
Phyllotreta striolata is the source of this 1530-nucleotide messenger RNA. Lineage: Eukaryota; Metazoa; Arthropoda; Insecta; Coleoptera; Chrysomelidae. The record is from the annotation of a GenBank genome assembly.